This is a messenger RNA of Balaenoptera ricei (Rice's whale), 2483 nucleotides long. It is a transcript of the gene SMPDL3A, whose product is annotated as sphingomyelin phosphodiesterase acid like 3A. The transcript is spliced from 8 exons. NCBI's taxonomy places the organism in Eukaryota, Metazoa, Chordata, Mammalia, Artiodactyla, Balaenopteridae. Gene Ontology annotation, biological process: sphingomyelin catabolic process. The record is from RefSeq and is a predicted model, not a curated record. Bases 227 to 1591 code for a protein of 454 amino acids. Gene Ontology annotation, molecular function: sphingomyelin phosphodiesterase activity.
CAGUCACUGACGCUGAGACACAAACAACAACGGGAAAAGCCGGAUAAGCGCUAGACAGCUGUUGAAAGUCAACUGAACCUACUCAUUAAGGACUCUACCCUCUCACGUGACCACUGGGCGUCAACCCCCGCAGAGGUCUUCUUCCUCCUCCCCAGCCCCGGGCCCGACGGUCGUGUGGAGCCCCGGGACAGCAAUAGGUCUCCCGGGCCCGUGGCCGCGGCCCGCGAUGGCGCUGCUGGGCGCGCUCGUCUGCUGCCUGCUGCCUGCCUGGCACUGCCGCCCCGGCCUCGGACUGCCUCUGGCUCCCGCUGGCGGCCCGAGUCCCAGUCCGGCGGUGGCAGGACAGUUUUGGCAUGUGACUGACUUACACUUAGACCCUACUUACCACAUCACAGAUGACCACACAAAAGUGUGUGCUUCCUCGAAAGGUGCAAAUGCCUCCAAUCCUGGCCCUUUUGGAGAUGUUCUAUGUGAUUCUCCUUAUCACCUCAUUUUGUCAGCAUUUGAUUUUAUUAAAAAUUCAGGACAGGAAGCAUCUUUUAUGAUAUGGACAGGGGAUAGCCCACCUCAUGUUCCGGUGCGUGAACUCUCAACAGACACGGUCAUAAAUGUGAUUGCUAAUAUGACAACCACAAUGCAGAGUCUCUUUCCAAAUCUCCAGGUUUUCCCUGCACUGGGUAAUCAUGACUAUUGGCCACAGGAUCAACUGCCUAUAUUCACCAGCAAGGUGUACAAUGCAGUAGCAAGCCUCUGGAAGCCAUGGCUGGAUGAAGAAGCUAUUAGUACUCUAAGGAAAGGUGGCUUUUAUUCACAGAAAGUUUCAACUAAUCUGAACCUUAGGAUCAUCAGUCUCAACACAAACUUAUACUAUGGCCCAAAUAUCGUGACCCUAAAUAAGACUGACCCAGCAAAUCAGUUUGAAUGGCUAGAAAAUACACUGAACAUCUGUCAGCAAAAUAAGGAGAAGGUGUACAUCAUAGCUCAUGUUCCAGUGGGGUACCUGCCUUAUUCAAGAAGCAUGACGGCAAUGAGAGAAUACUAUAAUGAGAAAUUGAUAGAUAUUUUUAGAAAAUACAGUAACAUCAUUGCAGGACAAUUUUAUGGACACACUCACAGAGAUAGUAUUAUGGUUCUUUCAGAUAAAAAAGGAAAUCCAAUAAAUUCUUUGUUUGUGGCUCCUGCUGUUACUCCAGUGAAGAGUGUUUUAGAAAAACAGACCAACAAUCCUGGUGUCAGACUAUUUCAGUAUGAUCCUCGUGAUUAUAAAUUACUGGAUGUGCUGCAGUAUUACUUGAACCUGACAGAUGCUAAUCUAAAGGGAAAAUCUAAUUGGAAGCUGGAGUAUAACCUGACCCAGGCCUAUGACAUUGAAGAUUUGCAGCCAAAAAGUUUGUAUGAAUUAGCUAAACAAUUUGCAAUCUUAGACAGUAAACAGUUUAUAAAAUACUACAAUUACUUCUUUGUGAGUUAUGACAGUAGGGUAAUUUGUGAUGGGAAAUGUAAGGCCUUUCAGAUUUGUGCAAUUAUGAAUCUUGAUGUUAUUUCUUAUACAGAUUGCCUCAAACAAUAUUAUAUAAAGCACAAUCCGUAGUAUUUCACAGUCUGUACUCAUAGAAAAUGUAUCAUUGCUCUGUUUCUGAGAUCAGUUUGUGACAAUUGUUAUGCCAAACUUUGUGAGUUACUGAGUGGGCAGGAAGAAUUCCUGUCUUUGCUUUUUUAUGAUGCCCAAAAUGUAGAUAUUUUUAACAUCCUAAAUUUUUAUUAUAUCGAAUGUAUCUAAACUGCCCAUUACUAGAAUGAUGUUUGGAUGUAAAUACCCUAUCUUCCAGUUUAUAUAAUUACAUCUAAUUUAUACUCUUGUUGAAAUUGUCAUUUAUACAAUAAGACAAAUUACUUUUCCCUGAGUAUGAUGAAUUCUUUUUAAUAUGAUAAUUUUCAGUCUUUUAAUUCAUUCUUCUGGAAACUUCAUGUGUAAACUGAGGUUCAGACAGUUUUAAGUAUCAUGAGGUUGACACUGUUUAUGCACUAUCUAUACUCUUGGGAAAACACCAAGGUCACAUUAGGGCCAUCUCUGAGUCUAUGAAACAUCACGGGACAUGACCUCACUAGCUGUCUUCAUUCUGUGAGUGAAGGGGAGUCCUCUUUAGUACUAAGUUUUAAGGAAGAGAAUGUCACAGGAGAAUGGCUAAAUAUUUUAUCAAACUUUAAAAAUGCAGAAAUAGUAUUUAUAUGUUGCUUACAGAUACAUGUAAUAGAUCCCCCAAAAGAGGUGUGUUGGUAAACAUCAAAUACAGGAAUGUUGGAGGUUAAUGAAUGGGGAAGUUGAUUGGGGAAAGAUAUAUAAGGGGAUUUAAAUGUGUUGGUAAAGUUUUAUUUCCUAGUUCAAUCAAUUUCCUAGUGGCUAUGUUAAUGUUAGCUCAUUUUUCUUUAUAUAUUUUUAAAUAUAUUAAAUACUAUAGAGAUCCAGCCUUUAAAGUUGAUUA